UGAGCUCGACAUGGUCUUCUUGCUACCCGGCAUGGUCUUCGCGGGGCCUUGACUCAGGGGGAGGGGUGUCUUGGGCGCACCAGACCAUAGAGGGGCCUGCACUUUUCUCUUACUCGUGCUGUAUCCGAGGCCUGCUUUGCAGGUCCUCCCCCCCCCCCCCCGGGCCUGGCGGGGAGCUUGAGGGCUUUCGCAGUGAGCCUCUGUAGUCCUUCCGUCCGCCCAAAGUAGCACCUCGGGCUGCCCCUCUUUGGCAUUCGUAGCUCUUCCACCCCGUAAGCCUCAAAGCCCUAGUAGGGCAGCGCCUUGUCCUUAGAAUUCGAGUAAGCAAAAAAGGAAGAUGCUUUGGUGCUGACGGCACUUAGUCCGGUUAAGUUGGUGUCACCAUCAGGUCAAGGAAAGCUUCCUGGGAUGUCGAGGAGAUUGGAAUUGUUCCAGACAUGGUUGCUGUGGUGUUGCUCUGGGAAAACACCUUGAUGGAUGAUUAGUACCAUUCAGUGAUGGGCUGUGGGACUAGCAAAGUACUUCCUGAGCCUCCCAAGGAUGUUCAUUUGGAUCUCGUUAAAAAGGUUGAGCCAUAUACUGGUUAUAAAACUGACAUAUAUAAGCACUUCAUCAAGGGUGAUGGAGAUGCCAUCAAAUCUGCUAUCCCUUCUCCUCCUCAUCACACUAACCCACAUGUGGAACAGGCAGAGCCUCGCAAGAACAGAGUGGCAAAGUACCGUGCAAAAUUUGAUCCCAGAGUGACAGCCAAGUAUGAUAUCAAAGCCCUGAUUGGCCGAGGCAGCUUUAGUCGUGUAGUACGGGUGGAGCACAAGGCUACCAAGCAGCCGUACGCAAUCAAGUUGAUAGAGACCAAGUACCGUGAAGGAAGGGAAGUGUGCGAGUCAGAGCUGUGUGUGUUGCGUCGUGUUCGGCACACCAAUAUAAUCCAGCUCAUUGAAGUGUUUGAGACUCAGGAGCGUGUCUACAUGGUGAUGGAAUUGGCCACUGGAGGGGAGUUGUUUGACCGAAUCAUUGCCAAAGGUUCCUUCACGGAAAGGGAUGCUACCCGAGUGCUGCAAAUGGUGUUGGAUGGAGUUAAAUACUUACAUACAUUGGGCAUAACUCACAGGGACUUAAAGCCAGAGAACUUGCUCUAUUACCACCCAGGCAUGGAUUCUAAAAUAAUGAUCACAGACUUUGGGCUAGCGAGUGCUCGAAAGAAGGGAGACGACUGCUUAAUGAAGACUACCUGUGGGACACCAGAGUAUAUUGCCCCAGAGAUCUUGGUCAGAAAGCCCUACACAAACUCUGUAGACAUGUGGGCACUGGGUGUGAUCUCAUACAUCCUACUAAGUGGGACAAUGCCUUUUGAAGAUGACAACCGCACCCGCUUGUAUCGGCAAAUUCUGAAAGGAAAGUACAGUUACUCAGGGGAGCCAUGGCCCAGCGUGUCCAAUCUUGCUAAGGAUUUCAUUGACCGUCUGCUCACAGUGGAUCCUAGUGACCGGAUGACAGCUCUUCAAGCCUUAAAGCACCCCUGGGUGGUCAGCAUGGCUGCCUCUUCUUCCAUGAAGAACCUGCACCGCUCCAUAUCUCAGAACCUCCUCAAGAGGGCAUCAUCUCGUUGCCAAAGCACCAAGUCAGCCCAGUCCACUCGCUCCAGCCGCUCCACUAAAUCCAAUAAGUCCCGGCGGGUACGGGAGCGGGAACUGCGAGAGCUGAACUUGCGCUACCAGCAGCAGUACAAUGGCUGACAACUCAGCAGGAGUCUGCCUGUCUUGUUCUUUCUUUGUCAUUGGGACAUGUUCUGCACUGUGUUCACUAAGUGAGGGGGCCUCAAGCUCCAGCCCUCUUAUCUCAAAGCCCAACUUCCUAUGUCCAUCUUCCUGCCUUGGGAGAUGGAGUUUUAGGGAUGCUGCUGCCCCUGGGAGCACAUCUCACCUGUGUAGGGUCAGGGGAUAAGAAAAUUCUGCUUCUUGGCCCAGCCCUGGAAAAAAGUCUAGAGUUAUUUGCCUGAAAUACUGGAGCCGCGCAGAAGAGUCCUUCCCUAGCCAUGAAUCUUUGCUACUCCUAUUUAUUGACUCCCAAGUUUUAUCUAGCCAGCCUCUGUUGCUACAGGGUCUGGGAGGGGAUGAUUUAGGCCAGGGUAGCUAACAUGGUACCACCCAAACAUUGUUGUACCGCAGCUCACCAUCCCUGUUGACUGGCCAUGCUGACUGGGGCUUAUGGGAGUUGGAGUCCAGCAAUAACUGAAAGGCACCACAUUGACUAUUGCUGACUUAAGGCUGUUGGUUAAAAUCAGGAUCAUGGAACCCCAUGGGUCCACAGGUGCAGAAGGAGAUUACUGAGUUCCUCUUCUAGCUGCAGCCUUUUGCACUGCAUCAGACAUCACCCCAGAAGGUUUUGUGACAUCAGUUGGGGGUUUUCUGCACCCAAGAGAGAGGGUAGGGGAGCCUAUAAGUCCCAGUGCAUGUGUGGAACACAGCUCUCUGAAUCUUGGGCUAUGCACUUUCACAGUUUCAGUUUUCAUUUGGUUUUGCACUUAAAUGGCUGCUUUCCAUCCAUAUAGCUGUGAAAUGGGGACCAAAUUCUCCUUUGAUACUUGUUGGAGGAAAUCAGAAUUAGUGCUACUCCUCUCACUGUCCUAUGUGUUGAAGGCCGGAGAAAUGGUUGUGCCUUAACUACACUAAUUUUGUUGGCUGGGAAUGGUUUGGGUCAGGCUCUUUUCCUCCCACUAUUUUGGAGCCUUAUCUUGCUCUCUGUUGUAUCUUUCCACUUAACGCUGGAAUGAAUUAUAGGAAACAGUCAUCAUUCUGAAUCAGUGCUCAGAUGUGUGACUCAGUACUGCAACAUUGCAAGUGACUGAGGAGAUAUCAGACAGCUUUCUUCCCUCUUCUGACCUCCUGUACACACUCCAGGGGGGUCUCUCAUCACAGGGGUGACAUCAAAAGUCUGUGUCUCUCAUUGAAGGCUUGAGUGGGUUCAAACAACUGCUGUGCUUGCCUCUACAGCUGGCACACUGGGGUGCAAGCAGUGCAGCUUAGAAUCAUAAAAUCACAUAGCUUAAAGGGACCCAAAGAUAAUCUACACUGCGUGCCCCCCCAUGGAUUAACCCACUUUCCCUUGGUUUUAGUGUGCUGCAAAUAAAGAGCCAGAGAACAAAUCAGGUGCUCACACCAGAGCUGCCUCUUGAAUCAAGUAAUAUGAAAAAAAAGCUAGACAGCAAGCUUGCUGCUUAUUACAGCAGCAAAUUGCCAGAGUCACUAGCCAGUCUGAACAGAGAGACAACAUGUUUCUGUAGGGAUUUUCUGUCUCCAGUUAGACUUUAUCUAAAAGUGCAGCAAAAUGAUGUAAUGGAGUCUUGAAAUGAUAGGAUGGACCGGGGGUGGGAUAAAUUUAUUUGGGAUAUAGGAGCAAGUCUUGGUGUUCUGGCCUUUCAUUCACCCCUGUAGAUGGGGUCAAUAAAAAAGGGCAGCAAUUGGAGUUUCCAACCUUAAAUCAAUAUUUCUCUGUCCUAUUCAUGAUUGGCAUUGUGCCCUCACAUCAACUGCUCUGUUUCACAGAAACCAGCUACGUCCAGCCUCUGGUGGCACAGCCUGUUUCCGAGAGCAACUCUCUUGUGCUGGUUAAUGUGUCAGGAUACGUUGUCAGACAUCAGCUUAAGGACAUUGCGUCAGUCAUGGAAGGCAGGUGGCCAUAUCAUUUUGGUCAGUUAACUUUUAUUGACGUCUAAAAAGGCACUUCCUGUCCCAAUGAACAGUGACUCAGUGUAGGUGUCAAGAGUAGAAAUGUACGAAGUGUCUGGGAGUGAUACCAUUGCAGUGGGGUAGCCCUAGGGUGCUCCCAAGUGUGCAUUUCCACAUGACACAGGGAGGGAGUGAUGGUGCAGCAGUAGCUGUGAUGUUGAAUUGCUCAUUAGUAAGGAUGUGAGUCUGCCUUGUCCUCACCUUGUUGAGACAUCAGCAUUACACAGGAAAAGUAAUGUAACACACAGCUUGUGUGCUUAAGAAGCUUUAAUCCACUACAGUGGGAUUGAUUCAUCUCCAUGUGUUCCUGCAGUAGUUCUGGAGGUACAUUGUGCAGAACCAGUUUCUCAGCCCAGGGUGACAUCUAGUGGUCCAACAUACUCUCUCUGUCAGUAACCAGGCUCCUAUUGAUGCUUGACUUUAUCUCAUACAGUGGUUUCACUUAGGUUACUUUGCAGUUAGAGAUGCACCUGCUAUUUAUGUGUCACCAAUGAGUAUUGCCCACUACUGGUGACACACUGGUCUUUCCAUUGACCUUUGUGGUGUGUAUGCGACUGCUUCAGGAGACACCCCAGCAUGGGCGGUGGUGGUAAAGGUCUCUGCCUUGUCUCUCUAUUUCCAGUUGCCUAUUCUAGAUAGGGCACCAAUUUUAUAGAGGGUUAUUCCUUUAGACUCACUCACAUUUUUCCCUGCAGCAAUUUCUGUUACACGGUGGGGAAAUUGUCAAAUGUGAGGCGCCUAUGUUCAACAGCCCUGGUGGUGAGAAAUCUCUGUGUUAAGGAAUUAAGUUUGUAGGCCAAAGGAAAGUGACCACAUGAUCUCUCACUUGUGUUCAGUCCUGGAUUGCAGAACUCUUAGUCCAUGCUUUUGCUUCUCCUGCUCUGAGUUCAUGCCAAUGAACCAGAUUCAUUGUGUGCAUUUGCUUAAAAACAGAAAGCAACAAGAUGGCAACACUUGGGUACUGAAUUGUCUCUACAUGUUGAAGUUGGUCUCUAUCUUAUACCACCCCUUCCCUCCCUGUUGGAGCAGUAAAUAUUGUAAAUAUAUUGGAACUUAGCAAUACUGUGUAAAAAACAAACAAACAAACCCAAACAGCAUCUCAGAUCUAGUGGUGCAAAAUCUACCUAUCCACUGCGGAAUGGGAUACAGUCAAUGAUUGCCACUUCAGAGAAUGCCAGCUUCAGAUUAUGUGACAUUUUUGUUACUAAGAGAGGACUCACCCCAGAGACAUAACUGGGAAUCAUGGGGUAUCAUGGACAAGAGGCAGCUUCUAACUGGGUUGUGUCAUUUAAAGUGUCUCUCAUGUUUUAGGGCUUGGAGAUUCUUCAUGAUGACUUCCUCCUACUGGUUUCCAAAGUACUCCUUGUACAGGAGUUCCCCUUCUGUAUCAGCAGAUUCUUCAUGAUGACUUCCUCCUGCUGGUUUCCAAAGUUCCCCUUGCCCCUUUGGAUAGUACCUUGAAGUGUCAUUGUGCCUUAACACCAGCCAGCAGGGAUAAGGAAGUGUAUUCUGCUGGGACAAAGGGCCUUGGGGUAGUUUGAUCAGAAAGGGGACAGGCUAGCAUCUGCUAUGUCUCUUAUCUUCUCUUAGUGUUGGGGAAGUUAGUUUCUGUUGCUACGGUAUAAAGGCAGUGCCCCAAUCAUUAAUGCCUAGUGCUUUGAAGUCCCCCACUCCAUAUGGGACCAAGCCCACACUCACAGUGGAUAGAGGCUUCCUUGCCUACAUAGCCCUACUGAGCAAACCCUGAUAGCCAGCUGUAACAAUCUGGAAGAGCUGGGUCUUCCAAGGGAACCAUUUGGCUUGGUCCUUCUAAGCUACGGUGCUUCUGUUUUGAGGUGCAUUGGGAUGCUUCCAAAUGGAGUUUUUCCCUGUUCUUUUUCUGGACUCAAGAGGUCCUUAGGCUUACAAAACCAUUUCCACAUGUAUGUCAGAUGAUGUUCCCUCCCUCUUCAACUUUUCCUAUGUCCUCCACUCCUUGCACAGCAUUGAAGACUAUCCCCAAGAAUUUUGGGGAGUAGCUUGUUGAGCCAGCACAGAGGUCUGCAGUCAUAAAGGAGAGCCUCCCAAAGUUCGCACAAUAAUUCAUUGCAUGGUCUUUUUGGGUCCUAGCCAGUGCUUUUUUUUCUUAAAAAAUUGUUUGGGGGUACUCUCAUUCUGUCUGAGAUUCAGGAAACACCAUGACAGGAAAUGAGGCUGCCAUUGGGGGUAGCAGUGGAACUGAUGAUUCACCAUGCUAGAGAAGAAACUAUUUUUUUAAAAAAAAUUAGUUUCUUCUCCCGUUAAAUUCACAAAAUGUUUAGGAGUAUGCAUAUCCCUGCAUCCCCCCCAGAAAAAAAAACACUGGUCCUGGCUAUGGAGCAUGGCUGAAACUGUUAAGCCAGAUGGAAGAUAUGCCAACCCUGUGCUGAUACCAGGUUGGGGAGACAGCAAUGUGUAAUGCAGCCAUUUUGAGGUUUUUUUUCUACAAUUGAGUGAUAUAUAAAUUUUAUGAAAUAAAUAAUGGACUUGCUACAGAUAGCACAAUCUGCAGGAAGAAUGUCUCCCCCUCCCAACCAAUUCCACAUCCUCCUUUCUUCCUUCUCUUUGAUGCUGUGGAGCAGUUUUAAACCCCCACCUGGAAGCUCCCUUGGUCUUUAUUUCUGAUGUGCUGAUUACUUUAUUCAUCUGUUGAAGAGUUAUAUGGUCCCUUUCUUAGAGUGCAGAUGCCACUGCUACUGAAAUAUACUGUGACUGAAGCACAGACUUCUGCAUGAGCUGUUCUUUGUCCUCAUCUUUAUAAGGAAAGAAGUCUGGCGGGGAAGUGCUUGAUGUGAUGGCAUGUUAGGGAGAUAGUGGAGGCAAUAUGGCACUUUUUAGCUGCCAUAAUGUGUAUUUUGGCCCUCGGCUAACCAGACAGACAGCUGAACCUGCCAUUACACGAGUCUCUGGUUUGGUGGCCAAGCAGUGGCCUGGGAUGCCCUGGCUGAGACUGCAUUCUUCUCUGACACACACUAACACCAAAAGUAUGGGAAUUGUCUUCAUUGCAGUUGAGUGAAACGUGUUUGUCAACCAUGUUGUUUAAUCCAAAUAUGAAUGAGACAGCUGAGAUGGUCCCCUGAAAAUCUGUUGGUAGCAAAUACCCCGGGGGGAGCACUAGAAAAAGGCGUGUGUGGAGAGAGGAAGGAAGGAAGAAAGAAAGGAGGGGGGGCUCAGUUUCAUCAUUCUGCCUAUGCAGCUUUUCCAUACCUUUUGAAAAAUUGCCUGUUCUGCAUGCUUUAUACAGUUUUCAUGCUGCAUUUGCCAACCAGUGCCUUAUCUAAAGCAAUCAGUCUCUGCCCUCAGAAAUCCAGGGUCACAAGAUCCAAAGAACUGCACAAUUAGUAAUACACAUCAACUAGUCUUCAUGUUUGUGUGUGUUGUACUCUUGUUUCCCCCAUGCUCUGCUACAGACAGUUUUUGAACUUGGGAGUCUGCUGUGACACAAGGGAGGAGCAAUAAAAUAAAAUAAAUCUCCCACUGGGCACUUUCAAGCCUGGCACUGUUCUGUGGAUUUCAGCUCUAGCAUUCCCCCCCCCCAGCAGAGACAUAGCAAAGAAUAUGAAGUGCAUUAAUUGACUGAGGGUGGCUAUCUGAAACAACCAGGGUGCCCUGCUUUAUGCUUGGGUAGCCCCUGUGUUGAAAAAUCCAUCGUUUGUCUCUGCUUUUCCGUCACUCUGUCUUCUCUUCUGCUUCAUCUUUACUCGUCUGCCUCUGUGCCAUGUAAUGAAAGGUUGUUUAUAAAGUUGUGGAUUUCAAGCUUUUCCACUUUCAGUGUACCUUUCUAGCCCAACUCGUCUGCAGAGGAACCCUUCCCUGCUUGCCCAUCAGAGAACCCCAGCACACUGCAGAGGAUUCUGGGGCUUGUAGGGCAUGCCCUGAGCAAUGGCUGCUGGUUAGGCCUUGUUGGGUGUUGCCAUUUAACCUGUACUAAAGUAGAAGAAUGCCUUAGAACACAACACACCUACUACUGGCUAUGUAUUGCUGGGGAAGAUUGGUAGUGAUGGGCAAGCUGCCUAUUGAGAAAGCUCGUUUGCCGCUACUGAUUUUUCUCACUAAUAAGUAUUCAAAGAACCUCUGGGUUCUUGGAAUACACUUUGAAAACCACUGUUUUAAAUAAACAAGGCUGCAGUUCUAUAGCCAUUUACCUGGGAGUCAGCACCAUUGAACUCAAUGGGACUUAUUUCUGAGUAGAUAUGCACAGGACUGCACUGUGUAAGACACACUGUCUCUGGCUAGUAGCAGGCUACUUUCCAAGCCUUCUGCACUCUGGUGGCCUUUGGACUGGGGGGCGCCACCUCUUGGCCUCCACCUGCCCAUAUCUUCUUCCAUGUCCUGUGAAUGGUUCACUCUUGACCCUGCAGUGCUUCUUGGAAAUCCUCCACUGCAGGUCUUAAGGAACUUGCUUUGACUUUUCAGACGUUCUCCCCCACCCCCUGCUCAUCACACUCAAGUCGCCAAAAAAGAUUGUUCCUAAUCUCUCUCUCCCUGUUCUCAAUGGGACAGUGAGAUUUUACUUUUUGUCUCAAGUAUUCAUGUCUGUGAUUUUUGCCUUAGGUGCCUCUUCUAUUUUUUACACUAUGGAAUCUCAACUUUUUAAGAGUGUGAUUUGAUACAUGGCAAUUAACCUGUAAUGUUGAAAUUAGUGUAUAGAAUUAUUUAUUUUGUGUAUUCAGUCUGUUUUCAAAUUUGUAAAAGUAUUCUGUUUAUUCAGUAAAGUGUUGAUCCUCA
This is a messenger RNA of Zootoca vivipara (common lizard), 8474 nucleotides long. It is a transcript of the gene PSKH1, whose product is annotated as protein serine kinase H1. Gene Ontology annotation, biological process: protein phosphorylation. Gene Ontology annotation, molecular function: ATP binding; protein kinase activity. The record is from RefSeq and is a predicted model, not a curated record. NCBI's taxonomy places the organism in Eukaryota, Metazoa, Chordata, Lepidosauria, Squamata, Lacertidae.